Molecule: messenger RNA, 4012 nt
Organism: Chelmon rostratus (copperband butterflyfish)
Lineage: Eukaryota; Metazoa; Chordata; Actinopteri; Chaetodontiformes; Chaetodontidae
Exons: 14
Coding region: 141-3008 (955 amino acids)
Biological process (GO): negative regulation of DNA-templated transcription; regulation of transcription by RNA polymerase II
Cellular component (GO): histone deacetylase complex; transcription regulator complex
Molecular function (GO): transcription corepressor activity
Source: RefSeq, a predicted model, not a curated record
GAUCAGUCGCAGUCGAUGAUGUUUCAGAUCAGACUCACGUGAAGACGCGUUCCAGAGAGCACACGACCUGCUGCGCACGUGUCACGCACAUACACACACCUGGUAUCUGCCUUAAAAGGUGUGUGUGUGUGCGUGACAUCAUGUCUGACUUGUGGCCAUGUUCCUCUCUGCCUCCCAUCAUCCAUCCCUCCUCUCUAUCCCAGUCAUCUCCUUUCACCUCUUCAUCUCCUUCCCUCUCUUCGCCCUCGUCACCUGGAAACCAUGGAAACGCUCCUCAUACCGAGGUACCCUCCUAUCACCUCACAUCUCAGACCCAAAUAUCUUCACCUCACCUCCCUGAGGCCCAGGUAACUUCUCCUCAUCAUCUGCCUCCUCCCCAAGUGACCUCCCUUCACCUCUCCAGCCCUCACAUUGUACCUGAGACCCAGGUAACCUCCCCUCACCUCCACAAUCAGCCCCAGCCAAGCUCCCCUCACCUCUUUCCUCAGACCCAGGAAACCUCCCCUCACAUCCCUCAUCAUCAGGUAACCUCCCCUUACCUCCCUCAUCACCAGGUGACCUCCCCUUACCUCCCUAAUCACCAGGUGACCUCCCCUCACCUCUUUCCUCAGACCCAGGUAACCUCCCCUCACCUUCCUCAUCAUCAGGUGACCUCCCCUCACCUCCCUCAUCACCAGGUGACCUCCCCUCACCUCCCUCAUCACCAGGUGACCUCCCCUUACCUCCCUCAUCACCAGGUGACCUCCCCUCACCUCUUUCCUCAGACCCAGGUAACCUCCCCUCACCUUCCUCAUCAUCAGGUGACCUCCCCUCACCUCCCUCAUCACCAGGUGACCUCCCCUCACCUCCCUCAUCACCAGGUGACCUCCCCUCACAUCCCUCAUCAUCAGGUGACCUCCCCUCACCUCCUUCAUCACCAGGUGACCUCCCCUCACCACCCUCAUCAUCAGGUGACCUCCCCUCACCCCCCUCAUCAUCAGGUGACCUCCCCUCACCUCCUCUCCUUGCCCCACCUUUCCAGCCAAAAUCAUGAUCCAGGUUCAGAUCAUCCAAGCUGGAGCAGAGCUGAACCACCUUCUGAACCUUCCUACCUGCUGAGGAGCUGCAGUUACUCCCGCCAGAACCAGACCACAGCCCACCUGGACCUCCAGCUCCAGAACGAGAACCAGUUCAGUACUGGCGGUACUCACCACAGAGAUGAACUGGAGGACACACACAGACUGCCCUAUAACACCCACACACUCCUCACCGGUGAUGUGUACAAACAGGGCGACACACCUGGUCCAGUUCAGGACACCUGGAGACCUCCUGGGCCAACUCUGUCCCAGCUGCAGUGCUCCUCACUGGACUCCAUGUCUGAAGAAGUCACCCUGGGGAGACUGAGCUCCGUGGAGUUCGGCUCAUCACCUGCCGAAGACUUCUCCAGCACGCAGUUUUUCCAUGACAGUUGCCAUGACAAAAACGGCCCCCAGCCCUUCUGUAGCCCCAACACACCUGGUCUGAGUCCUCAUUACCCACAAACCCCGACUAUCUCCAGCCCAGUCCCUCAAAUGCACCCCAGGGAAGAGAGAGUGGAUUUUCACACACAAGCAUCCAGACAGCUGAGCCGAGACAAAACCCUCAGCUGCUGUCGACAGGAGUACGACACUUACCCCCUGACCUCUGACCCCGGUCAGCACCACCUGCGUCAGACAAACCCACACCUCCUCCGGAGCCAAAACGAGCUGAUCCAGGACCAGACGGGCCUCCUCGACGCCGCCGGGAACUCUGAGAGCAGUUUCUCUCCACAGGGAAGAGGAGAGGAUGGCAGCAGCACUGCCCAGCCUCCAGGCCCUCCUGCUGAGUGUGGAGGAGGAGGAGGAGGAGGAAGAGGAGGAGGAAACGAUCAAACGGACUGGACAUGGAUAAAACGGCCAAAACCUAAAAACAGCGCUGAGGUUGGAGACUGCAGGUUACUGUGUACAUUGUGUAAGCGUGACUUCAGUAGUCUGCCGGCGUUAAACGGACACAUGCGCUCCCACAGCGGCUCCAGAUCAGUUACAUGGUUGAACAAGGGUGAAGACUCCUCCCCACUGGUCCCAGCCUCUCCAGUCUCCAUGGCGAUGCCCGUCAACGUGCCCGUCCAAUCCAGAGGGAGCGCACAGGGGAGAUGCAGUCGCCUCGCUGCAGCCAGCAGACGCUCCGUGCUCUAUCGCAGCUUGCUGCACCUAAAGGACGAGGAUGAGGUCGUCAGCGGUGGAGGUGAUGAUGGGGUGGUUACCGGGGGUGAUGGUGUGCACUACACCCCUCCGCCCAUGCUGUGUCCCCUCAGGGCGGGGCCAGGGUUGUACUGCUCCCUGACCAGCAGGAGGCAGCAGAGGGUGCAGACUGUGCAGCUUCACAACACACACACAGAUGGACUCAAUGAUCUUGUUGCCAUGGAGACAGCCUCUCCUCCUCCUGGAACACUAACAACAGGAACCAAUAAGCCGCGCAUCAAUGUAGGGCGGGGCCUCCAGGCCGAAAUCCCACCUCUGCAGGGCCGGGGAAAUGCACACUUCGACUCCCACAAUGCACUGCUGCUGUGGACUCCACAGGAUGAGCUGGAGCAUCCUGUCAACAAACAGAGAGUUGAAGCUCUGUUGAUGAUGGCUAGCUCCAGCGUGGUGCCAGGAGGGGGGGCCAGCCCAGAGUCCGCCCUCCAUGUCCUAUCGGAGUGCAGAGGGGACUUCCUGCUGACAGUGGAGAAGCUGCUAUCAGCUCCUGAAACCUCCAACAACAACCAGACAGCUCAACAGCAUCCAAGUGUCAGCUGGAGCGCGGCAGAGAAGACGUCGCUGCUCAAAUCCCUGCAGCUUCAUCAUAAAGACUUCGGCAGGAUCCAGAAAGCCGUUCAGACUAAGUCCCUCUCUCAGUGUGUGGAGUUUUAUUACCUGUGGAAGAAGAAGCUGAGUCUGAGCGCGAGGACCCCGGCCAGACUGACCGUCACUGCGCGACACAAAUGUCAAAGGUCGUCAAAGAUGUCAUGAUGCUUCGUGAAGGACUGGACACACACACACACACACACACACACACACACACACACACACACACAAAUGCACGCACACACACACACAAACACACACACACACACGCACACACAUACACGCACACACACACACACACACACACACACACAUUUCCAAUUUGCUUUUCUGAUGUCAGAAGUCAUGUUGUUGUAUUGAUGAAAAUAUCUUUGGACGAACUGAAUAAUAAAAAAUAUCCAGUCAUGUUUCUCUGUCGUGUUUCUGUCGUGUUUCUUUCUCGUGAUUCUCCGUCGUGUUUCUCCGUUGUGUUUCUCCGUCGUGUUUCUCCGUCGUGUUUCUUUCUCGUGUUUCUCCGUCGUGUUUCUUUCUCGUGUUUCUCCUUCGCGCUUCUCUGUCGUGUUUCUUUCUCGUGAUUCUCUGUCGUGUUUCUCCGUCGUGUUUCUCUGUCGUGUUUCUCCGUCGUGUUUCUUUCUCGUGUUUUCUCCGUCGUGUUUCUCCGUCGUGUUUCUUUCUCGUGAUUCUUUGUCGUGUUUCUCCGUCGUGUUUCUUUCUCGUGUUUUCUCCGUCGUGUUUCUCUGUCGUGUUUCUCCGUCGUGUUUCUUUCUCGUGAUUCUUUGUCGUGUUUCUCCGUCGUGUUUCUUUCUCGUGUUUUCUCCGUCGUGUUUCUCCGUCGUGUUUCUUUCUCGUGUUUUCUCCGUCGUGUUUCUCUGUCGUGUUUCUCCGUCGUGUUUCUUUCUCGUGAUUCUUUGUCGUGUUUCUCCGUCGUGUUUCUCCGUCGUGUUUCUCCGUCGUGUUUCUUUCUCGUGAUUCUUUGUCGUGUUUCUUUCUCGUGUUUUCUCCGUCGUGUUUCUCCGUCGUGUUUCUUUCUCGUGUUUCUCCUUCGCGCUUCUCUGUCGUGUUUCUUUCUCGUGAUUCUCUGUCGUGUUUCUCCGUCGUGUUUCUCUGUCGUGUUUCUCCGUCGUGUUUCUUUCUCGUGUUUUCUCCGUCGUGUUUCUCCGUCGUGUUUC